AUGAGAGUCGUUUUUAGCACAAUAUUGUUUUUGUUUGUAAGCCUGGAUAUUGCCGUAUGUAACUCAGAAGUGGAUGAUGAUUCAUCUACAAGAACUGCGCUGCAGCUGCGUGAUAGUGUGGAGUUUUCUUACUCGAUAUCAAAUUCCUUUUUGGAUCUUAUUCGUGGUCAGAAACCACCAACAGCUGUCUUUAAAACCCUUGUCAAUAUUCAAACUUCUCACCACUCAAGACUCGCAUAUAGAAGCAUUGAACCCGUUGUAACGACAUACUUGGGAUAUGGCAUAUGUCUUGUUGUCGGUUUUCUAUUUGCUAUUUUUAUGCCCCUUGUUGGAAUCGUUUUCUUCUGUGCUCGGUGCUGUGGAAAAUGUGGUGGACGUGUACAAUUUGUAGAUUCCAAACACGAUCCCUGCAAACGAGUUGUAUACACAGUCUUACUAGUCUUAAUUGUGACGUUCCAAUUGGCUGCUGUUGUUUUGGCUUUCAUCAAUCACUACUUAUUUCAUGAAGCUUUGGUCAGCAGAGACCCGCGCAUAGGUGCUUUUAGUCAAGCUAACCUUAGCCUUGUUGAAUUUGAAGAGGCUCUAAAAGAUAUGGUACAGAUGGCAAAGAAUACUUCUUCAACAGAUCUUAGUAAACAAAAAGAACGCUUCAUGCGAAUUGUAGAUGAUAGCCUUGUCAGUUUUCAAGAAGAUUUUACUAAACUGUCUCAAGCGAAUAAUGUAUCUGAUGCAAUUUCAGAAUUUCAAACAACCGCACGAGCUUUCCUUCCUGGAUCUGAGGCAAUCGCACAAAUAAGUUACUUUAACCAUUCACUUUACGAGGUGAUCUCUGAAUUACCUACAAUUCGUCAGCGUUUAACUGAUACGUUAAAUACAGGUUGUCCCAUUGAUAAGAUCAUUGAAUGCCGAGAAUUGAUGGGGCUGGCCAACAAUCAGUUAAAAGUUCGUGUUUCACCAAGUAUGUUCCAACUAGACGAAAUGACUUCUAUUUCUAAUCAAAUUCAACGGCAUCUUCCUGAUGUUGACUAUCUCAAUGAAUUCAAUGAAACUAUCAACAAUCUGGCCAUAAAUGUGAAGCGUUCCAUUAGUGGUGAUUUGGAUCGUGCCUGGAACGAUUUAGCUCAGUCUCCAAAGACACGAGAGAAACUAGCUAGUGUAUUCGAACAUAUUAUGGUUAAUGUAAGCACCACUUUAAAAUUUAUUCGUGAUCGAAUUUCAUUGGAGAUUAAUGAAGAAGUAAAUGAUCAUUAUUUACGAGCUGUCGAGUAUGUGUUAUAUGGCGGCGUAGCUCUGCUGUGCAUUCCCAUUUUAAUUUUCCUGAUAAUAUAUCUUGGACUGUGUUUUGGCACUUGUGGUGAUCGUCCCUAUGAAGAGGCCGGUUUGUGUAAUCGGGGUGUUGGCGCCAAUUUUUUACUUGCAGGUGUAGGAUUCAUGUUUCUUUUCUCAACUAUUUUGAUGGUCUCUUGCAUGGUACCUUUUCUUGUUGGCGGAACUUUGCAAACUGAAUUCUGUCGAUAUCUGACUGGUCGCUACCCAGAUGGUCCCCGAAAAAUGGACCAAUAUGUUUUUGAAAGUUUGAAAUCAAUUUUUCUUGCCGUUGAAGGGUCACUAUCGAACUCGUCCAAAUCUAGGACAUUUCAUGUUGAUAAAAAUGAACUAGAAGCUAUCAGACCAACAUUGGAUAUUAUUCGUUUUAAUCUGUCAGAUGCUAUUUUAACUCGAUGUGAAAACGAACCAUUCGUAGAAGCAAUCAGUACAGGAGAGUUCGUUUCCCCUAUACUUACUGAUGCAGUUGACGGAAUUUUACAAGGUCUCAUCGAGUCAUUUAAGAAGGUUGACAUAGAGUCUCCUUUUCGCCGUACUAUCGGGUCGUGUUUAGCAGCUUUGGAACGUCUCAAAUUUCUUUCUGCUAUUAAUUUCAAGGAAGCUAUCAACCAAGUUAAUACUCCACUAACUUUUAUUGACCAUCUCGGUGAAUUUGUGUCUAGAUUGAAGGCUUUAAAUAUGGACUCUUUAGCUCCACAUAUUCAAGCUCUUGUGAAUGGACCUGUAAAAUUAGAUGCCUAUCGUGGUAACAUUCACACCUUGUUUGUGCGAUUCAACGGUUUACCGGAUCAAAUGAAUCUUGCAAUUAUCAAUCUUAAUAGAUACAAUCAAACGUUAUCUACUUCUGUCCAGUCUUCUAUGAAUCGUGGAGUUAACAAAUUUCAUCCACUUUUAACUAAAGAAUUACAAUUGGCUGUUAUAGCCACUUGGCAUAAUAUCCCGUGUCAGUCACUUCGUUUAGCUGCCAAACGUGGAGUCGAUUCAGUUUGUUAUACAUUUUUAAUGCCAUUUAAUGCAUUUUGGACUGGAUUAGGAUUUACACUACUUCUUUUCAUUCCCGCUAUUAUUUUCGCUGUUAAACUGGCUGGUUUAUAUCGCAAAACAGAAAAAUAUAGUCGCGAUUACGAAGAACCGGAUUACAUAUCAUAUCAUGGCUUCUAUAUGAGACCACCAACAGAUUAUCAGGACAAUUCACAGAAACCCCGAAACAAAUCUCGUAAACAUAAAGUAAAAAGUCAAUCCAAUGGAUCUAGCGCACGGAAUUCCCACUCACGUUAUCAACAAUUAUCUGUUUAUCCAUAUGAUGCCUACGAGUAG
Molecule: messenger RNA, 2643 nt
Organism: Schistosoma spindalis
Lineage: Eukaryota; Metazoa; Platyhelminthes; Trematoda; Strigeidida; Schistosomatidae
Source: the annotation of a GenBank genome assembly